AUGCCACUUCCUGCGCUGGAUAUAUCCACAUUCCAAAUAUUGCACCAGGACGGUGGAACAUCGGUGUUUAACGGAACGAUCAAGUUUUUGAAAGACUACAUCAGCCCAAUCAAGCUCCAUUUUUAUACCGAGAAGCACGAGAGAGGCGAAUGGAUUGCGGGUGGCCUAUCCCGAUUCACUAUGGACAUGUGCCCGCUAUUGCAGGUUCCGCAUGAGCUGUGGUAUCCAAUGACAAGCAAAAUGAGUCAAAAGCACUGUCCAUACAUAGCAGGGCACGAGGAACAUUUUAAUAUGGUAAAUAUCGGAAAUAUAGCAGCUUACUUUCGUGUUCCUGAAUCGUUCGUUGGUGAUUGGAAAUUUUACUUCGAAGUUACAGUUCUGCGCAAAGGACUCCCAGCCUACGAGUGUCUAAUGGCACCGGUAACGGCCGUCGAUGUAUAA
Molecule: messenger RNA, 441 nt
Organism: Sabethes cyaneus
Lineage: Eukaryota; Metazoa; Arthropoda; Insecta; Diptera; Culicidae
Exons: 3
Coding region: 1-441 (146 amino acids)
Source: RefSeq, a predicted model, not a curated record